AUGGCGACGAAGAUUGUUCCACCCAAGUUCUAUGCACUAGUAGAAGAUGUGAACGGAAUGCCCAAAUUCAAUUGGAAUGCAUUCACUCUAAGGGUUCUGUUGGAUAGCAUUAGGUUGGUAAGGAAAGGUAGACAAAUCCGUCAGUGGCCGAAAGGGAACUUAGGAAUGUUGCAGGAAAAAUGUCAGCCGCUAGAAGGCGACUGUGCAUUUAAUCCUAAAUUUUCCUUGCGCCCUCUAAUGAGGAACUGGAAUGGAGCAGCUGCCACGCGGAGGGACAAUUUUGACUAUGAGAAUGGUCGCGGUCGUGGUAACGUGAAGAUUGAUGAAAAUAUCACUGAACAGUAUCGGUUGAUGGAGCCAGUUGUGCCAGAUCCUGUGGCUGCUCCUCAGAAUAACGCCAAGCCCGCGAGUGAUGUUCCAAAAAAGAAACAGGCUCCAAAACCCAUUGAUAACGGUCAGAAGGAAAUUCUGAUAAAUCGUUUAACGGGUUACCUGGAUGAACAAGUGCAGAAGCUGUUGGCUUCCAUCCCUGCCUUAUGUGCUCAGAGAACAUUGGAGAUGUUUAAUAAGGAAGGCGUGACUUACAAACCGAUAGCCGCAGCGGUUUCCGAGUUCAUGUACAAUGAAGAGAGCGAUUCAGCAGGAGGUGGAGAUUCUAUUCAUAUCAUUGACAUGAACCUGCCUGAUGAAGUUGAGAAAUUCGAAAAACAUUUCAAGGAGCCUGCUAAGAAUGGUACUGCAAAGAAUGCAAAUGAUGAUAUGCGCACACCUGCCAAGGCUAGUGGACUGAAUGAUACUCCAGUAGAAAAGCCAUUGGGCGAUGUUGGUAGCACACCGGAUAAUCCGUUCAUCACUGAAAAUGCUUAUCCGGUGACAUCAGAUUCUGAAAUUGAUCUUGAUGCAGUAACUAUUAGCAAGUUCAUAUCUAAAUCAAAGGAAGAUGAGUUGGCUGGGAAGAGGAAGCGAACAAUUCCCAAAAAAUUUCAAUCUCCCUAUGCUCUAGACAGACGCACCAAGCGUCAAGUCCGUGGUUCAUCCACAAAAGCUCUGAAUUUCGAUGAUAAACCUGGCCCAGAUAAAAAUGCAAAACCGGAUGCAUCAUCUGAUUUGACGCCUGAACUAGUUGACGCAGCUAUAGUCUUCCUUGAGCUUGCAUCUCGGUCAGAGCAGCACAAAAAAAAGAAUGUUUACCGGAGUGCAAGGGGCGAUGAAGUUAACGCUGAAUGUCUUCGUGUAGUUCUGGAUGAAAGAUGGUUAUCAGAUGAUGUCAUAGAUGGUUACAUUGGGCAUUUGAACCUCCGUGUUGGGGAUGAUCGCUUCGUGUGUCCAGCAUGGAGAUCUAAAUUUCUAGUAGACCGGGCAAAUGCCGGAGACAAACCCCCAAGAAUCCAGCAAGAACAUGGAUAG
Molecule: messenger RNA, 1407 nt
Organism: Lolium perenne
Lineage: Eukaryota; Viridiplantae; Streptophyta; Magnoliopsida; Poales; Poaceae
Source: RefSeq, a predicted model, not a curated record